AUGGCUCGGAAAGGCAGCCGGAAGGUCAGAACCGGAUGCUACACGUGCAAAGUGCGAAAGGUCAAAUGCGACGAGACCAAACCCAAAUGCCUCAAAUGCGCCAAUACCGGCCGCAGGUGCGACGGCUACCCGGCCCCGCUCGGGUCCGAACUGCGGCCCCUCCAGCCCCAGGCAAUUAGCAUAUUUCCCGGCGUCAACAGCCAGAUCGAAAACCGCGCUAUCCAGUUCUUCUGCGAGAUGGCGGGGCCGAACUUACCAGGCGCGACAGAUCCUUUCUUCUGGACACACCUGGUCAUGCAGUUCAGCAGAUUCGAGCCGGCCGUGCGACAUUCUCUCAUCGCGAUCAGCUCUCUCUACGAAGACGUGAGCCAAACGAGAACGACACCGACUUGGCAGAGAAGUCACACGCUGCAAGAUAACAACCUGGCACUGACACACUACAAUUCCGCAAUCAAAGAAAUCGUAAACAUGGAAGAUCAAGGUCUGGUGCUGCUUGUGUGUGUUCUCUUCAUCUGCAUAGAGCUUCUGCAGUUGAAUCGAGAGGCGGCCCUGCGGCACUGCACACAUGGUACCGCCAUACUGAAGUCGUUUGAGAACACCUCGUAUCAUUGGGUGAGGGAGUGGUUGACGCCACUCUUUCGGCGUCUAACGACGUUACAUUAUUUCUUUGGGGACAGGGUGGAGUUGCCAGAUCUGAGCACUUUGUCCAUAGAGCCGCCGACGCUCUUCUCCGACUUUAACGAAGCAGAAGCAAUGGUGGACGAUAUUUUCAAUCAGUCCUUCCAAUUAAUUCGUCGCGGCUAUCCAUACCGCACAGGCGAUAAACGUCACCAUCAGCCGACUUCCGACCUUGUUAAAGAACAAAAGAGUAUUCAACAUCGACUCGACAGGUGGUACACCAUGUUCACCAACCUCGACAACAGGUCGACAUCACCAGAAGACAUGAUAAGAGGUAUCCCUAGAGUAUUCGCUCUAGCACGAUACCGCGUUUCUCGCAUAUGGUCUGCCAUGGCCCUCAACCCUUCUGAGAUGGACUACGACAACUUCGAAGACGACUUCCGCCAGUUGGUCCAAGAACUGUCAGAAUGGGCCGACGAACGCAUCAAGUACAGAAGUCGAAACAAUUUCGAGUUCGAGAUGGGAUUCAUACCUCUCAUCUCCUUCAUCGUCAUGAAAUGCCGUUACCUUGAUCUUCGGGUGGAGGCAUUGAAUUGCCUCAAGGUUCUGGCCGCACCGCGAGAGGCUCUCUGGCAAAAGGACGGCAUGUAUGCCUUGACUCGGCGGAUCAUCGAAGUAGAGCACGGGUUGAGCCUGGAUGCAAGCGGCAGGCUUGACUCGGAUGUUGACCCAACCUACCCUGGGCUACCCCCUGAGGAGGUGAGAGUUGCUCACGUGGUCACCGAGUUUCUAGGAGCAAGGGAUAACGAGUUUUACGGUAAUGAGGUUUGCGGAAAGAAAGUCGUCUUUCUUCUGAGGGGGCCUGGGGAUCAAGUAGUCUUCCGUCCGGAUGUUCUCGAAAACGAACCAGCCGUUCCACUGCCAGCUUGGAGCCCAGCAACCACCGAGGAGGAAGUCAUGUCACAGUAG
Colletotrichum karsti is the source of this 1587-nucleotide messenger RNA. RefSeq names its product C6 zinc finger domain protein. Gene Ontology annotation, molecular function: DNA-binding transcription factor activity, RNA polymerase II-specific; zinc ion binding. Bases 1 to 1587 code for a protein of 528 amino acids. Lineage: Eukaryota; Fungi; Ascomycota; Sordariomycetes; Glomerellales; Glomerellaceae. The transcript is spliced from 2 exons. The record is from RefSeq and is a predicted model, not a curated record. Gene Ontology annotation, biological process: regulation of DNA-templated transcription.